AUGUACCUAUUCGAACAAUUCACCGAGUGCUCCAUGGCCGAGAACUCCGAAGAUUUUGUCAGCAAGACACGGCGUCUACUCGUUUCUUUGCCGACGUCUUCCUUGAUUUUGCUGCGAGUUCUCUUCGGUUUCCUCUCCCAUUUGUGCGAGUUUGCCGACGAGAACAUGAUGCAGCCACCGACGUUGGCCAUCUGCUUCGGCCCGACCCUGCUGCCAAUCCCAGAAGGAAAGGAUCAGGUCUUCUACCACAACUAUGUCAACGGCUUCGUGCGCGGACUCAUCGUCCACCACGAAAAAGUUUUCCCUGGCGAGCAUGAGCUACCGGGCCCUGUCUACGACAAAUAUGCUUUUGACCUCCACAACAUGGAUUACGUCGAUGACGUUGAGGGUGAUGACGGUCUUAUCAGCGGUGACGACGAAGUUCUGCUUGGUGGUGUCGAUGAGCAGGACACAGAGCUCCAAAGAGACAAGGAGAAUGGCAACGACUUCAACAACCGCGGAUCCGUCUUCUCCAGACAGUCUGUCCCUACUCCCAGCUGUUCGGAGGAUACGUCCGUCCGAGAUCUCGGUUUUCGGGAUGUUUGCCAACAGCUGAAGCUGACGCUAAAGGAAGAUUUUCUGCAUAGGGGUGGUACACCGACCGAACCAUCCCUCCCGCCUAGCUCCCGAUCUUCUGUACGAAGUGCUUUGGAGAUCAAAUACAACGAGCCUGCUCUUUCGCCCAGGAACAAUAACAACAUGGGGCCCAUUGGAGGAAUCCUGACGCGCCCGCCAGUUGUGGCUUCUCUGAGGGACCAGCUAACUCAUGCGAACCCGUCAGCGGUGGGGAGCAGCCAUUCGGCCAAUAAGGUUUUCCCGACUGAAUUCGACAAGGUCUCCCGCACCUCGAUUCGCCUUCAAAAACUCUCGACAUUCGACGAGCUGAAGUCUCCCAUAGAAUCGCCAUCCGAGAGACCCGGUGCGAGCAACAACCAGUCACCAGCGGAUUCUUACGGAAAGGAAAUCGAGCAGCCGAGCUCUGCCAGCAGUUCCGGUUCUCCUCUGGACAGUCACCCGUCAAACCAAAACACGCCCAGGCGCGGUCACCUUGACGAUCCAACCUUCGAACUUGACCGGGCCAUCCAAUGCCUUCGCACU
Messenger RNA from Mesorhabditis spiculigera, 1137 nucleotides. NCBI's taxonomy places the organism in Eukaryota, Metazoa, Nematoda, Chromadorea, Rhabditida, Rhabditidae. The record is from the annotation of a GenBank genome assembly.